Molecule: messenger RNA, 3348 nt
Organism: Chara braunii
Lineage: Eukaryota; Viridiplantae; Streptophyta; Charophyceae; Charales; Characeae
Source: the annotation of a GenBank genome assembly
UCCGGGUUCCUAUUGCUAAACGGAGGACACUGCCCCGUCGAACGCGGGCUUUGUGCGUCACCACCCGUCCAUUCCCGAUCCGGUGGACAUCCGUGUUCCGGAAAAAACCGACGUGGUUGUCGCACGGCUGCAUGAAGCGUGUGCCCUUGUAAAGAAUGAUCUCGUUGCAGGCAGUCGUUGACGGUUUUACAUGAAAAAUAUGUACGGUUCGAAGGGGAACGUCGUCGCCGGUGCCAAGGGGGCAGUUCUCGACAUGUGUCUGUUCGAGGGGUUCGGAGCGGGUGCUGCGAACACCCCGUUCUACAACAACCUCUGGCGGCUGGGCGGGUUUGUUUUGGGUCGAGAGUUCUUCGACCUGUUGGAGGACAAGGGCAUCGCCCUCGACGUCCCUUGCGAAGUCGGUCCCGACCUGGAACUGUCAAUGCCUUUGCAGCCGUGCGGCGGUUUUGAGUCGAGCGAGGCAGCGGGGGAGGGUGGGGAUCUGGGUUCCGGGGAGGCUACACAUGUGCAGCGGGAGGAUGCCAGAGGUCAGUUUGACGACAGCGAAGAUGAGGCGACACUGCGUCCGCCGUUUUCGCCGUCGAGGGAAAGAGACAGGUCUGUGCUGUCCAUACCUGGGGUUCGGCAAUUGACCGCAGUGGAUCGCGGAGAAGAGGGAGUCCUGUGUGGGUCUGACUUGGAGCCCGCCGAGGGCCAUGGCGCGAAAGGCGAGGCCCCUGAGUCGGGACCUUCUUCACCAUGGCCUGCCAUCGACGUGGACGCCGGGUACUUCCUAGAGUACAAAGAUGGCGUCAGGACAAGGCGAGAGUUUGAGAUCAGCCCGUCUCAGAUCGUUGACAUAAGGGAGUGGGAGGAUCUUUACAACCAGCGGUCGCUAGAUCCCGUCCUCGUGGAAACGAUAAGGGAAGCAAUGCAGUCUGCGUUCGAAAAUAAAGAACAGACGUACGAGUUGCCGGUCUUCAAGCUCGCACCACUGGGGCUUCAAAAACCAACUCCUGGGACCAAGGCACAACGUCUGAAGCCAGAGGAGUGGAAGGAUGAGCUGGCGGGAGAAUACUACUACUACGCGGUGUGCGGGCAGCACAACGCGGCUGCAGCCAGGUCGCUGCUCGGCAGCGAGGUGGCCAAGACGUACAAUUUCAAGCGGUGGCCGGCACGGAUGGUGUACUUUUCCGACGAUGACUUCGAAUGGUAUUUUCUUGUUAGUUCACAGGACAACAAGAAGGACCAAAAGGCGCCUCCUAGACAGUUGAAACUUUCUAUGAAAGACAUUCGAUGGCAGUGGAAGUAUGACAGCUGCCCGAGAGCUGUGAUGGGAAACCCUAGCGGGAAACAAGAUCAGGUCCGGGCUUGGCGUAAGUUUUGUACAACGGCGCUCCAUAAGGCGCCUCAAAACAGCUUGUGGCUUCUCGCGGGUCAAAAGGAAGAGGAGGCCAUUAAGAAGCAAAAUGCUGCCCUGCGUUCUUACUUACCUCUGGCGAUGGCCGAGGAAAAUGUCUGGAAACUGGCCGUGGAAUUUUUCGAAAAAUGGGAGACAGGCAGAUUGCUGAGCCACGAUGGGGCGAAGUGGACCGUCAAAAAGAAGAAGGUCAAAAGCGUAAAGCCUGGGGUCGCCUACAUCCACAACGACAAAUUGGGCAGAACGGAGGUGGUGUACAACGUCCCCGUGGACCCGCCGAAUAAAAAGGGCAAAAAGGAGAAAGAGGAGGGCGAUUGGUUCGUGCAAGUGCCAGACCCGGACGUGCAUUGUUGGAAAGCAAUGGAAUCACUCACGGACAAUGAGAAGUGUCACGUUCUGAAAAAGGUGCUUGCUUGCGAGGUCGUUUGGGUCCAGGCCGGCUCCCCGUCGUUGGCAAAGUUGGGAAAGCUCAGCGUGCAGGACAUGGUUCAGCUGGUGAAGUGCGACCGCGUGCUGGUCCGGUUGUGGAAUUACUACCAAUUCAAGCACGAGAAGAGGCCGGACACGAACUGGAUCCAAAGGUACCCUUUCUUGAAAUCGAGGUCUGCCGUGUUCAAGAAGUUUGAAGGUCAGGGAUUGGAUGACGAGUUGUGGGAUAACAGCAGGAAACACGUUUCCGACUCGGCACUGUUCAAGGACUGCCCGCCGUACAUGGGUUGCGACCAGGACAACUCGAUUGAGGUGACGGAGAAGUUGGCGGGCCACAAGAAGUUGUCCGUCGACUGGAGAAACAAGGUUCUCUCCGUGUUGAAUGGAAGCAGACUGAAGAGCCGGGAAGUCGCAUUUGCCGAAGGCGUCGUUCACAUUAAAUGGAAAGACACGGGGGACGUGACAUCCAUCGCGCCGUUCGCCAACGACCCUUUGGAGGCGGACAUCAGGGGCGCAGAGCUGAAGGAGGCAGUGGCUGCCACAAAGAGCCACACGUUCGUCCUUGAUCUGUGCGAGCCGGUUGACCUCAAACUGUGGAAGCCCCAAGCGUGGGAGACUUUGAAUUCCUAUCUUCAGACGUGGUGCCCCUCGCAUUGGACUCUCGUUGUUUUCGUGCCGCGGCAGCACAACCUGUCGUUUCUCGCCAGCAUGCACCAUCUUUCUUUCGUCAAGCUGUUGGAAGGGAAGUGGGUGCGGAGAGUGCAGCAAAAAAAAAGCUUCCCCGUUGAGAACAAUUUGUACACCGAGGAAGACCGCAUGUACAUCCUUUUCAAGGGUGACGAUCUGCGCGUCAACACGUCCGUGGUCUACGAGGGAAACCUGCCCACGGGUGGCGCUGCUGCGAUGCGAUUGCCUCAGAGGGUCACCCAGACGGAUGCGUCCGAGAUUCCUUUCAUGCCUUGCGACUGGUCGCUGAAGGGAGGGGGUGUCGUGUUCCUUGGGAAACCGCACGAGCAAAGCAUCUGGGAGCUUCUGAAGGCCGGUCGACACGUUGUCGCAAUGGAAGGGAACUCCGACCUCUUGCAAUUCACGAUGCAGGUGGUGAAAAGUGAGGUAAAUUCGAGUGGGCACAAUUGUGAGUUCAUGGUCGUGAGGCCAACAAGGGAUAAGGUGUGGAGCAAGAAGACGGAUAUGUGGUUCAAGUUGAGCGAGAGGAAGAGGAACAAGAUAUACGAUUUCUUGUUCCUUCAAACGCGUCCGAGGAGGGACACUGACGCCGAGUACAUCCGCCGGAAGGACCACAUGUUAGCACUGCUCGACAACUACCACUUCGCCUCCCGCAUGAACGUGAAGACGUUUAUCGAAAGGCUGCAGUCGCUGUACUUCGUGGGGUCCGAGGAGCAGUUGAAGUUAGCCAGUUACGCUUCCCUGAUCUCCACUGAUGACGAGGAAGCCAUAGGUGUGGAGUUUGUCGCCAAAACGAGUUAGCCUUCAAAAAAGAAUAAAAUUGUUAAGACCCC